AUGUUGUUUCCCGUCGGCCUCGUCGUCUUCGUGUGCAGCGCAGCGGCUCGACCCCCGCAGGACUCCAGCGCGCAGCCCGGGGAGGUGCGCUCCGCCGCCAUCAAGAGGCUCCUGGAGGUGUUCGGCAUGGAGGACCCCCCGGACAUACACGGACACAAGCAGCCGCCGCAGUACAUGCUCGACCUGUACAACGCCGUGGCCGACGUGAACGGCGUGACCAGAGACCCGGAUCUGCUGGAGGGCAACAUAGUGCGGAGUUUCUUUGACAAAUCGCGGAGUGAACAAGUGGAGUUCAGGUUCAAUUUGUCAUCAGUAGCCAGAACAGAGAAGAUCCUGGUGGCCGAGCUUCAUCUUUUCAAGCUUCGUCCUCAGUCAACACAAACCGUCAACAGGCAUCACUUCUGCCAGGUCAGCAUUUACCAGCAGCUCUCCGGAGGCCACGCCAACGGCACCCAGAGGCAGAAGCUGCUGGCCUCUCGGCUCAUGCCCGUCCACUCCUCAGGCUGGGAGGUGUUCCAUAUCACAGAAGCAGUCAGCUCCUGGAUGAUGGACGAAGGCGGGAACAUCGCGCUCCUUGUGGUGGUCCAGAACCUGGCAGGGGGACCGAUGGAUAAGAAGCUGGUCCGCUUCGCCUCAGGGCGCAGCCACCACCAGAGUAAACAGCCCAUGAUGGUUCUCUUCACUGACGACGGCCGCCGAUCCACCAUCCAGAAGAGCACAGAUCUGAACGACACGGCGUCCAGCCUGCCUCAGGCGGCCUCGCCGUCCCGCAGCGCCCGCUCUCUGGGCCCCGCGGCGAAGGACGGCGGCUCCACGCACUGCCAGCGCCGCCCUCUCUUCGUGGACUUCGAGGAGAUCGGCUGGUCGGACUGGAUCGUGUCUCCCAAGGGCUACAACGCCUACUACUGCAAGGGCUUCUGCUCCUUCCCCCUGGGCCAGAGCAUGGUGGCCACCAACCACGCCACCGUGCAGUCCAUCAUCAACGCCCUGAAGCUGGUGGAGGGCGUGGGGAUGCCCUGCUGCGUGCCCGACGAGCUCUUCUCCAUCAGCCUGCUGUACUUCGACGAGGACGAGAACGUGGUGCUGAAGCAGUACAACGACAUGGUGGUGGGGACCUGCGGCUGCCACUGA
This is a messenger RNA of Salarias fasciatus (jewelled blenny), 1131 nucleotides long. It is a transcript of the gene admp, whose product is annotated as anti-dorsalizing morphogenic protein. The record is from RefSeq and is a predicted model, not a curated record. Gene Ontology annotation, molecular function: cytokine activity; growth factor activity. Lineage: Eukaryota; Metazoa; Chordata; Actinopteri; Blenniiformes; Blenniidae. The transcript has 5 exons. Gene Ontology annotation, cellular component: extracellular region. The coding region runs from base 1 to 1131 and encodes 376 amino acids.